This is a messenger RNA of Desarmillaria tabescens, 1007 nucleotides long. RefSeq names its product translocation protein sec66. The transcript has 5 exons. The coding region runs from base 166 to 891 and encodes 241 amino acids. Gene Ontology annotation, biological process: post-translational protein targeting to membrane, translocation. Gene Ontology annotation, cellular component: Sec62/Sec63 complex. The record is from RefSeq and is a predicted model, not a curated record. Lineage: Eukaryota; Fungi; Basidiomycota; Agaricomycetes; Agaricales; Physalacriaceae.
CACAUAUGGGUCUCUCGGAUGUGUAUUCCGAAACACGUCAUCAGGCCGUUGCCUUGGGAAGCAAACAGGGUCAAAUACACACGUUGGCAAGUGGGAAUAUGCUUUCGCCAGCUGUCCUCGUCUCUUUAAUUGCAUCGCCAUCAACGACGCCGGACGCAUUUGAUAAUGGCCUCUAUUCUCGUUCCUUUUGCAUAUAUCGUCGUCGUGUUUGGAGCUUUGUUCAUCUUCAGUCACUAUUACCGCAAACACACAUCAGCGCAGACAUUUGAACCAUACUUUCUUUCGCAUCCAGAACGAAAUACCUAUGUAACCCUUCUCCAAAAAACCGACCCGCCGACUCCGGACGCGUUACUCAAAGCUGCUCUUGUCCGCCGAGCAGUCGCAGAUGUGUACAGAGUCAUUCGCAUCAGAGAAGACAAACCUGCGCUUCAGAAUCUGCUUCAAAAAGGCUCUGUGGGUGAUGAACUCUGGAACAGCCUGCUUGCCGCGGAAAGAGAACUUGAAGGCGAAGUCAUGGAGGUAGUUACCGAGGCAAACUCCUUCCUGGAUGGCUGGGGCCAGAUGAUCUUUGGGACUGCAAACGAAAUCAUUGCCAACGACAAAAUCCGGGCGACUCUUGAGCAAAUUCCAAAAAACAAGGCUGAUUUGGAAUUGAAAUAUGGCGUAAAGGCACACGCUUUGUCCACACUUCCUCAGCCGGCGUCGGCUGCCCCUUCAUUCAUUUCCCCUAAAACAUCAGCCACGUCCAUAAACACGACAAGCGCAAAGCCAACGAACGGUCUCCAGCCGCCACCCCCCAGCAACAGCGCCGAAAGUAUUGCCUCCAGUGACGGUGAAGGUUCCCAAAAAUCCCCGUCAAAAAGUGCCAAGAAGAACAAGAAACGGAAGUAGGACUUUGGCGCAAUAAUAAUUCCAUGUUACAUAGCAAAAGCUGAGAAAUUUACUGUAAUUGACGAGUGAGCGAGAAAUGUACAAUGUGGAAGGAGAGAAAUAGCGUGAAUGAGAUG